Messenger RNA from Parathielavia appendiculata, 740 nucleotides. RefSeq lists its product as uncharacterized. NCBI's taxonomy places the organism in Eukaryota, Fungi, Ascomycota, Sordariomycetes, Sordariales, Chaetomiaceae. The transcript has 2 exons. The record is from RefSeq and is a predicted model, not a curated record. The coding region runs from base 422 to 634 and encodes 70 amino acids.
AAUACGACGCCUCGCCAGACCCCAGCUCCUGCGCGGCCGCGCGACCUGGAUUUUCAGCCCGGGAUUGCCAGGAUGACCAGCAAAUCGAGCCGCGGUAAGCGGUAUUCCUCAGGGCUAGCCGUGCUAGCGCUACGAUUCUAGGCCGCCGCGCGAGAACGCGCGCGCUCCGUCGCACCGGGAUAGUACGGUAAGAAAGCGACUGACCACGCCCACAUCCUUCACGUCAUUCCGCUGCGGUUGUCAACCGUCUCAACGUCUCAUCACGAAAGUGCCGGCAUAUCAAGAUGGACCAGUAGAUCCGAGCCUUUUUCAGCGCGUCAACAACAAGGUCUCGGCCGUCGUCGAGAAGUAUCUGCUGGACGACCAGGACGUGACGCCCAAGAACACGCGUAAGGCAUACGGACCAAAGCAGGCCGAGUGGAUGAAAUGGUGCAAAUCUCGCUUCCCAGAGGUCCCGCCUGGUUGGCCGGCGCAGUACCAAAUAGGCAGCGCCCUGCCCGGGAAUCUUGUUGACGAGGGGAAGCUGGUGGUGCUCUUUCUGGACGAAGAGAAUCAAGAGAUCGCCUCCCGCGCUCCGAAAUGCGGCAAACGUCGCAAGGCCGGGACGCAACGCUCAGGGCAGGAAGGAAGUUGAAGAGGCGGAAGAGGGAAAGCCCGUUACCGACGUCGACUGGUGCGGCCGAUGUGAUUGUCGUUGGCGGGGAUCCGGCCGAAGAUCCGAAGUUAGACCCAAACUCGGA